GCUGUCAGUUGUAAUCGUUGCCACGAUCCGGCUAGAAUUUAUCAUUUCGCACUUCUGAUUAAUCGAAGUAAUUGUUUAAGAAUUUCGACUUACAUUAUACAAUAUCAUCACUACAAGUCGGAAACAUGAUGGAUGGAGAUAAAACCGAUCAUUUUUACUAUUCACUGAGCGGCCAGGAAAAAGAGGAUGAGAAACUGCUGGAACCGAUGAGAUAUAUUCUUCAAGUUCCCGGAAAGCAAAUAAGAGCGAAAUUAGCUCAUGCUUUCAACUACUGGCUAAAAAUAUCUAAUGACAGACUCCAGGCCAUUGAUGAAAUUGUAAAUAUGCUUCAUAACUCGAGUAUUCUGAUUGAUGAUAUUCAGGAUAAUUCCAUUUUGCGAAGAGGUAUUCCUGUUGCUCAUUCUGUUUAUGGGAUUGCUAGCACUUUAAGCGCUGCAAAUUAUGUAUUAUUCAUUGCUCUAGAAAGAGUGGUUAACCUUCAACAUCCUGCUGCAACAAAAGUAUAUAUGGAACAAUUGCUGGAACUUCAUAGAGGUCAAGGUAUGGAUAUUUUUUGGAGAGAUAAUUUCAUCUGUCCAAGUGAAGCGGAUUAUAGGACUAUGACAAUAAGGAAGACUGGCGGACUCUUCAACUUGGCAGUAAGAUUAAUGAAACUAUUCUCAACUUGUGAAGAAGAUUUUUCAUCGUUAGUAGCUAUCUUAGGAUUGUACUUUCAAAUACGCGAUGAUUACUGCAAUUUGUGCCUCUCUGAAUAUACCGAGAAUAAAAGUUAUUGUGAGGAUUUGACUGAGGGAAAAUUCAGCUUUCCAAUUAUUCAUGCACUCGCAACCAAUCCCAAUGACAGGCAAAUAAUAAGUAUUUUAAGACAACGGACAAAGGACAUUGAAGUUAAACGUCAUUGUAUUAAGUUAUUAGAGAAAUUUGGCUCCUUUAAGUACACCAGAGGUGUCCUUGAGGAAUUGGACAUGAAGGCAAGAGCUGAGAUCGAACGUUUAGGAGGAAACCCACUACUAAUAAGGAUUUUGGAUGAAAUCAAAAACUGGGACACUAAAGAAGCGCCUAAGGAUCCUUUGACAGGAACAUUUUAAAUUCAAAAUUGGUUAUAAUAUAUUUCUUUAUUAUGUAAAGUCUUCUGUAUACAAAUAAGUUUGCAGUGAGGAUUUUUGGGAAAUUUUUAUUAAUAUUGUAACAAAUAUGUGUACACACAGUAAUUUAAUGGUAUACUGAAUAAUUAUUAGGGUUAUUAAGACUUUAUGUGGCUUUGUAUGUGCCAUAGCCGAUUACAUAUACGAGCGGGACUCAAAGAAGUUUCCGAGAAACUAUUAUUUUAAAAAAUAUACUAUUAGAAAAGUUA
This is a messenger RNA of Linepithema humile (Argentine ant), 1354 nucleotides long. RefSeq names its product quemao (gene qm). The record is from RefSeq and is a predicted model, not a curated record. NCBI's taxonomy places the organism in Eukaryota, Metazoa, Arthropoda, Insecta, Hymenoptera, Formicidae. Gene Ontology annotation, molecular function: prenyltransferase activity. Gene Ontology annotation, biological process: isoprenoid biosynthetic process.